Molecule: messenger RNA, 4752 nt
Organism: Symbiodinium necroappetens
Lineage: Eukaryota; Dinophyceae; Suessiales; Symbiodiniaceae
Source: the annotation of a GenBank genome assembly
AUGGACUUGGCGGGCACCGGAGUCGUUGGCGCUCUGCGGAAGGUCUUCAGCUACAUGAGACCACCCACAGAACUGAGCAAAAUCGACCGCAUCACAGCAGCUGCUGCUCAUCUGUGGUGGCGCACUCACGACCUGGAUGAUGCCCAGCCAUACGUUGCUGGCAUGCAGGAAGCAGACGAGGCACUGGAGUGGACGCUGUUUUCGGAGGCACGGCAUGCUGAGCUCCGCUCGACGCAAGCCGGGUCGUUUAUCACGAUUGCAGUGGAGGUGCUUCCGGCUCAGCCUUUCGGCUCACAGCCAGUAGAGCAACAUGCUGACCUCGUAGAACCUCGCUGCGCAACCAAUACUCCGAAAAACCCUUCUCUGCAGCAGGCCGCGCUGGCACAAGAUGCCACGUGCGAUUUAAAUCUGGCAGAUGCUGCCGCAGCUAAGCUGGUUGCAGGGGCGACUGCCACCCUCGAGCUAUCCCAGCGACAGGCAUGCGAUGUCUCUCUCCUCAUCAACGGCGGCUUCUCGCCCCUUACUGGCUUCAUGAAGCAGGCUGACUACAACUCCGUUGUCGAAGGCAUGCGCCUGACUUCGGGGCACCUCUUCGGCCUGCCGGUGAUCCUGGAUGUGCCCGACGAGUCCCUGCGCGGGAAGACGGCCCUCCUGACCUACCAGGGCGCCAAGCUGGCCGUCUUCGAGGCGGAGGAAGUGUGGAAGCCGGAUAAGGUCAAGGAAGCCAAGGCCUCCUAUGGCACCACAUCGACCGAGCAUCCCUCAGUGGCAGAGCUUUUCGCGGAUCUUGGAAAAUUUUAUGCCGGAGGCAAGCUGCAUGGCCUGGGCGCAGGCUUCGAGACAGUGUGGGGCAAAGGCUUCCGCACCCCGAAGGAGGUGCGAGCAUCCCUACCGGCGGGCAAGCAGGUGGUUGCGUUCCAAAAUCGCAACCCGGUGCACAAAGCGCACUUCGAGCUGCUGGUUCACGCCAACAAGGAUGUCGAGAAUUCGAUUGUUCUCGUGCAUCCAACCUGUGGACCCACCCAGCCUGGAGACAUCGACGGCCCCACGCGGAUUAAGACUUACGAAGUCCUUCAGGAGGAGCCGGAAUACAAGAAAUGGGCAGGUGAGAGCUUUAGGUGGUCGUACCUUCCCUACUCGAUGAAGAUGGCCGGGCCGCGGGAAGCGAUUCAGCACAUGAUCAUCCGGAAAAAUUUCGGUGCCACGCACUUCAUCAUUGGCCGUGACAUGGCAGGUACGAAGAGCACGCUGACCAGCGAGGAUUUUUACGGUGCGUACGAGGCACAGGAUAUGGGCAAAAAGCACUCUGAAGAGCUCAGCGUGAAAGUGGUGGACUACCCCAACAUGGUGUAUGUUGGUCAGGAGCACGGCAACGAGCGAGGCUAUGCUACAGACGUCGAGGCGAAGGCCAAGGGGGUCAAGAUCAACAAGCUCUCGGGCACAGAGUUCCGCAAGCGAUUGCGGAGUGGCGAAGAGAUCCCGGAGUGGUUCGCAUUUCCGAAGGUGGUAAAGGUCCUUCGGGAAGGAGGUGACAAGAUCUUCUUGUGGUCUUUCCGGGUCCUUCUCAUCUACUUUGUCCAGCAGCCAGCAGAGGCUCCGAAUGGUGCAGACGGCCAGGAGCAGCGGCAAAACUCUUCGUGGCUGGCUGGCCAGGAGGGCGAGGUUUGUGGCGCUCGUCUCCGAUCGAUCCUUCACAGUGUGGAAGGACUGGCCAGGCUGCUGUUUUCCACGGUUCUACUCUGCUGGAACAUCCGCAGGGUGCUUCCGGACUCGGAAGGGGGCAACAAUACGCGGCUGUCCUUCCAAGAGUGGCUGGAAGUGAACUCCAGAAUUGAGGCAGACGGGACAACGCCUUCCGUCGCUGUGCAGAAGUGCAUCUACAACACCCUGCUUCAAGACGAGUGCAUUGAGCUGCUGCCGGAUGCCUCCGUCAAGAAGACCGCCAUGCCCGAGUUUCAGGAGGCUCCAGAGGACACGUCAUCUGCUUUGCGCGCUGCGGGGCAGGUGGCGGGCGAGACGCUGAGUGGUUGGGCGUCGAUACCCCCGGGCGGGCUGGAGCGCUUCGACGUUCCGAUGCCUCACGGCCAUCAAGGCGGCUUGUCCGGUGCGAAGCUCUCGCACUGCGUCCUCAGCGAGACCUCGAGCAGCUUUCUUGACCGCGGUCACAAGAAUGGCAUCAACUUGCUGCAGCCAGAGGUGACUGCAUCUUCCGGUGAGGCCGUGUGGAUGUCUUUGAAGUAUGCUUUCUGGCUAUUCUUUUCAACAUCCCCGGAUGAUCCUGCGCCGUACGUCUUCAUCCGCUUGCAGGACACGGUUCUCCGCGAAACCAAUCUGCGCGACAAGAGCCUGGUCCUGGCUGGCAGGAUGAAGAAGUCUGCUGAUGACGAUGUGGCAGGUCCCUUCGGGGAUUCUGCUCGUGAGCCCUUGCGGCUCUGCUUCCUCUUGGCAGACGGCCGAUUUCAGCUCUUCGAAGCGCUGUGGCUGGAACUGCAGCUGACCUCUGAAGAGGCCUUCACGGCGUUAGUUCGAUGUGAGCUUUCUGGCUUCUGCCGGUGCCUGUUUGGCUCUUACGCGUGGCGCCAGCAGUCGGAGGGAGAGCUUUCUCCUUGGCACGAGGCUAAGGUACAGGGCAAGAUGCGCCGGACCUCACAGCGAACCCUCGAAGACCAUACAUCCGAACCCCAAAGCCCAACAACCUUGCAAAGCUGCGGAGCUACCAGAAUGGGCAAUGGUGCCGCAAGCGCCGCCAAAGCCAAGGCCCUGGCUGGCGCUUCCUCGGAUCCCUCCAAAGGAGUGUCCUCGGCGUCCACUUCGUCCCAGGCGGAGGUUCCUGCUGCAGCAGAUCAUCCAGUCGAGGUUGGCCACAUCGGGAAUGUGGCAACAUUCCCCAGCGAAGCCUCCGGGACGUCGGUGGAUGGUCCAGCGACUAUGCGCCGCCGUGAGAAGCGGUCCCGGAUCAGUGCCGUGCCAGAGCAGGCAGGACAGUCGACGGAGCUCAGCGAAGCCCUCAAAACACCGGUGCUGGGAAGGCGGGCGAGCCAGACAGUCAAGCCCGAGAUGUUGGACCCCCAGCUCGAGGAGUUCCUCACGAAGGCUUUCCAGAAGCACUUCCUCUUGAAGUCAGUGCCGGAGGUCGAGUGCAAGGCCCUGAGUCUCUCGAUGAAGGUGAAGCAUGCCGUCCCUGAGGAGGUCGUCGUGAGACAAGGCGAAAUCGUCGAGUCUGUGUACUUCAUCAGGUACGGGAGCUUCCAGAUGAUGCAGGACAAUGCCUGCCUGAGCAACGUCUUGGGGCCCGGGGACUCCUUCGGGGAGCUGGCGCUGCUCUACAGCAUCCCGUCCUCUACCACCAUCGUCGCCACAGAGAAUGGCGAGCUCUGGAAGAUGGAGCGGCAGAGGUUCCUGGAGUGCAAGGAGCAGCUGAGCUCUUCUCAGAUAGAGAAGGCGAUGGAGUUUUUCCAGGCCUGCCAGGACUUCCGGUAUCUGAAGGAGGACGACCAGAAGUCCCUGGCGGCAGUCUGUACCUCGAAAACUUUCGAGGAUGGCUCCAUCGUCUUGCAGGAUGAGGAGGUUGGCGAAUGCAUGCUGAUCGUCAUCAGUGGUCAAGUGGCUGCCGCUGAAUCGACCGCUGAUGCGUUUGACAGGGUGUCGUACGGCAAGCCCGGAUCUGUCAUUGGAAGCGUUGGGGUCCUCUACCACAAGCAGCAGGCGAAAUCAUUUGCGAAGGGACCUGUGGAAUGUCUCUGCUUGAACAAGGCAGCACUAAGUGGCUUCAGCCCUUCAGUGCUUGAUGUGCUGCGACGAGCGGCGUUCAAGGCAAUUCUCCACAGCCUCCCACGAAACCCGUUGGAUCCGGAGCCGUGGCGCAUUCUCUCCGAGCAGCAAGUGAACCUCCUCAUCUCUCGAACGGAGGACGGCACCUUCGAGCCCGGCGAGAUCAUCUUUGCACCCCAGGACGGAGCGCAGUUGAUUGUCGUGAUCUCCGGGCAGGUUGCAAUCAUGAAGGGUCUGGCGAAGACGCGUGAGGAGGACGAGUUGGUCUUUGCUGCCGAGGAUGUCGACAUCCUGCAGCAGUCCGACAAGGUAAUUGAAGCUGGCCACUGCUACGGAAAGCAGCCGGAGUUCUUGGAGGGCGUUUCGAUGUCAACCUUUGGCAUCGCCGUCGGGAAGGUGCGCCUCCACCGGAUUCUCCACAGUAAUGUCCAAGAGCUUUUGGGGGACUCCUUGAUGGAGGUCAUGCGCUGUGCUGAAAUCAAGCGAGUGCUUUCGGACAUCUUCCUCUUCAAGAAUUUGAACGAGGAACAGAUCGAUCGCACCGUCCGAGAGCUGGAGCAGCAGAUCUUCGCUGCAGGGGAGAUCAUCGUCCAGCAAGACGACCCUGCCAGGCAUUUCUAUCUCAUCCAACGGGGUACGGUAGUGGUCCGGAAGGAUGGCAAAGUCCUGCGGACCUUGGGAAGGUGGGAUUACUUCGGAGAGCGUGGAUUGCUUCUCCAAGAGAGGCGGUCGGCCACCUGCCAGGCACUGGAUGAGUGCAUUUGCCUGGUCCUGGAUGCCGAUGAGUUCUUCCAGAUCGUUGGCCACUUCAAAGACGAGCUCGAGCGCCGCAUGCAGCUGCAGGACUUGAACUUGUCGAUUUCUGAUCUCCAGUGCACCGCCGUUGUGGGCCGGGGCACCUUUGGCGUUGUCCGCCUCGUGACUCCCAAGGGGAAGAAGGCCUUGUCGGAUAUUGUUGUGGAGCAGAGGGCAUACAAGUAG